AUGACAGAAAGCACGAGUAAUAACAGUAGUUGCAAUUCCUCAAAAAUUGCAGACUUUUUUGUAACUGAGUUUUACAGUCGUUUGAAAAAGGACCCCUCAACCCUAUAUGAGCUUUAUCACGAUUCUGGAUACCUAACAUGGGUCGGGAGUCGUUCUGAAAUGAUGGAUGACUCUUUCAACUCACAGUCUGUGAUCAGGGCAGAGACAAAGGAGAGAAUUCGUUCUGCAAUAAAUCUCUUAGAUUUGAGCAACUGUACAACGUAUGUUGAAGUACUUGAAUGUUCAAAAUCUAUCAACAAUUCUUUGUGUAUUACAGCUAAAGGAAGAAUGUAUAUUGGAGAAGGAGAAAGCGUUGGAAGAGGUUUUGUUCAAAAUUUCCUUUUGACUGAAAUUCGUCCAAGGUGGUAUUUUAUUAGAAAUGAUUGUCUCAUAUUUAUGGAUUCUGAGCUACCUCUUAGACAGAGCCUCCAGACUACAGCUAAAAUUGCAAGUAAUGAAUCUGGUAUGGCUAAGAAUAAUGGAAAAAAAUUACAAAUUGAUUCUGCUUUAGAAGCUAGUAAAUCCCAGAAAGAACAAUCCCAUUUAAUUAAGGCUCAUUGUGUUGAUGAACAUAACAAAGAGGCUGAAAAACAGGCCACUAAACCCAGAGAGAAUGAUGAAAACAAAGAUUCAUCAGGAAUAACAGUGGGUGCUCAUGCGAAUGCAAAUUCCCAUGAUGAUCCUCAGCAAAAGAUAUCCGGUUCUAAUGCUGUUAAUACUACUAAUGCUAGUAAAACUCAUGCUAAUACUUCUGUUUCUACUUCCACCCCCACGAAUAAUAAUGCUGCUACUAAUAGUACAUCGGCGUCAUUAUCCUCACCUUUGGAUCAAGCAAAUCAUGCUGAUUCUCUUAAUGCAAAGAAUAACGCUAAUAUUAACCGCUCCAGCCCACAUAAAUACGAAGUUACUAGUUAUGCAGGGAAGCUUAUGGUUGGGGCACUUAAGAAUGGAAAUAGAGUUAAGGGAUAUGCAAUCCACGUUCCGACUGAAGAUAAGAAUAAGACUGCUUCACAAAAUAGUUCAUCAAAGAAACCAAGUACUCAAAAGGACCCAAAAUCAAUCAAGGAUGCAAAAAAUAAACGCAAAAUCUUUGUGCACUCACUUCCUACAAAUAUAUCUGAUGAUCAGAUCAGAGAAGCUGUUUUGAAUCAGCUCAAGGUACAUGGAGGAGGAUAUGUAAUUGACGUUGAGAGAGCCCGUGUUAGUGGAAAGCAUUGGGGAAUUAUUGAGUUAGAUUCAGAGUUCUCUUGUAAGACUCUUUUGAAUAAUGGUCUUUACCUUGGAGGGAUGGAGAUUUCUAUUGAAAGGUGGAAACAAAUCAAUCAACCACAAAGUCAGGGCUUUGGGCAAAAUUCUUCAAAGUUCAACAAUAAGAAUUCUAGCAGGCAAACAGGGAAUAACUAUCAUCAUAAUUCUGGUAGCAAUCCUAAACAUUAG
Molecule: messenger RNA, 1476 nt
Organism: Cryptosporidium ubiquitum
Lineage: Eukaryota; Apicomplexa; Conoidasida; Eucoccidiorida; Cryptosporidiidae
Exons: 1
Coding region: 1-1476 (491 amino acids)
Cellular component (GO): cytosol; ribonucleoprotein complex
Molecular function (GO): mRNA binding
Source: RefSeq, a predicted model, not a curated record